Owenia fusiformis is the source of this 1643-nucleotide messenger RNA. Lineage: Eukaryota; Metazoa; Annelida; Polychaeta; Sabellida; Oweniidae. The record is from the annotation of a GenBank genome assembly.
AUUGAACCCGGGGCCAAGCGAUAUUGGUAACCUCGACUCUGCCACUGAGCCAUAGCGGGUGGACUGUUGAUUUUGGAUAAUCUAGCAGUGAUGUUAAAUUUGAGUUCGAGGUGUCAUUGAGCUAGCCUUAGUGUCGAUUCCCUAGAAUUAUAUGUUGACUAAUUGAACUCUACGUGAAAUUGUGUCAUAGCUAAAUUAUGAAUGAUCUACCAUAAAUGUCAAAUGGAGUGCCAGUGUUAUGGUCCCUAUUCCGAUAUCCGAAAUUUACACCUGUUACAAAGUUAUCCAAAAUGGCUGCCACUGACAAAGAAAGCGUGCUCCCACAGUUACAAGCUGAAAAAGACAAUCUAGAUCCCUCAUUUGUACAUGCAUCUAAGCUAAUCUCAGAGGAACUUGAGAGGGUAAAAUCAGGGAAACCAAAAAAUCAAGUUGAAGUUAAGCCAGAACCCAUGAUUGAUGUUCACACUGGCGGACCUGUCAAAGUUUCAUGUAAAAUUCGUAUUCCAAACAGAGAAUUCCCAAAAUUAAAUUUUGUUGGAAAACUACUGGGACCCAAAGGACAGACCAUGAAAGACAUGCAAACAAAUACAGGAACCAAAAUGUACAUAUAUGGCAAAGGUUCUAUGCGAGACAAAGCAAAGGAAGAGGAACUACGUAAAGAGGGAGGGAAGCAUGCACAUCUCAGUGGUGAUCUCCAUUUACACAUAGAAGCCUUCUAUCCAGCAGAUGAAGCAUAUAAACGAAUUGCAUCUGGAAUUGAGGAAGCCAAAAAAUAUUUAGAUCCACAAUCAUUUGAACAGAUGCAGCCAGACAUUCCUUCCCUAGGAGGUAUGGAUACUGGUUACGGAGCUGGUGGUGGUUACCAGAAUGGAGAUGGUGCAGGACGUGGUCGCGGUAUGGGUCGAGGCGGUCCACCAGGGGGCACACCUAGAGGAGGAAGAGGUGGAUCAAUGCUCUCACCAUCAAGGGGUGGUAUGUCUAGCCGUGGUGCCCCUACACCAAGAGGUGGGCUAGGAGGAGCUCCCCGUGGAGGACCUGGCAUGAGAGGAGCCCCAUCGAGGGGAGCACCAGCAGGGAGAGGCCGGGGAGGACCACCGGUAGGUAGAGGCAGACCAGAGCCCCUACUUGAUGAUGGCUAUGGCAACAGCAUGGGUGGAGGUGGUGGCUAUGAGGAGCCCUACCAAGAGAGCUAUGGUGCAGAUAACUCUUAUGGUGGAGAUGCUGGGUAUGGCGGUCAAGAACAAGCUGGCUAUGGUCGGGAAUCAGCAAGCACAGAGACAUAUGACUAUGGUCAUGGCUCAGGUGGUGGUGGAAGAGACCAAUACUAUGAGGAACCAGCUUAUGGAGGUGCCCCAUCAGGAGGACGUGGGGGAUACUCUGGAGGUCAGUCUGGUGGAGCCAGGGCUGGUGGAUAUGGUGGACAAUCUAGUGGACCCCGAGGUGGCGGAGCAGGGGGAUAUGCUGGAGGUCAGUCUGGAGGACGUGGUGGAGGUGGAUAUGGAGGAGGACGUGGUGGAGGUGCUGGUGGUGACCAAUGGGGUAGUGGGGCCGGCCGUGGGAUGAAAGCACCAACUUCAAGAGGUGGUGCCAUGGGAGUCUCCCUCCCUGAGAGGUGGAUGGUCAAAUAUGGUAUAGUACAAUAG